Messenger RNA from Schizosaccharomyces japonicus yFS275, 3419 nucleotides. Its product is annotated as inositol polyphosphate kinase. The record is from RefSeq and is a predicted model, not a curated record. The transcript has 2 exons. Gene Ontology annotation, molecular function: kinase activity. The coding region runs from base 180 to 2987 and encodes 935 amino acids. Lineage: Eukaryota; Fungi; Ascomycota; Schizosaccharomycetes; Schizosaccharomycetales; Schizosaccharomycetaceae. Gene Ontology annotation, biological process: inositol phosphate biosynthetic process.
UCCUUUAUGCAGGCUCCUGCUCCACCAGAAUUUGAGUAUUUGCCUCGGUAACAACACCACCACCAUAAACGGUAGCUUGACCUCUGCAAACCAUUGCUUUGCUGAAAGCCGAUAUUUGUCGCUCGUUAAAACGUGAACCUGACCAUUUAUCGUUGUACAAAGUUGUAACGCAUGCAUCUAUGCAGGAAGAACCAUCAACGGAUCAUUAUUUGCGAAAGAGUGGAGUAAAUAUCGCCCAUGCGAAGACGGAAGGGCCGGACGCGGUGUUUAGAGCGUCUCCUGCAUUCAGAGCAUCUUCAUACGACGCGUUUGGGGACGUUCACGGAGUACAGAACUCGGCAAUCGCUGAGUCUUUAGGUAGUGUGUCGCCUGGUGAUCUUUCAAGCCGAGGAGCUUGUCCGUUUACGUCGGUUGACGUGCCUACGGAAGCGGAUCUAGAGCUCAGCAGUCGUUUGAGUAAUUAUCUUUCUGUUGAUGAGUCACCGGAGCAUUCCUCACCAUCAGCUCGUAAGGCUAGCAAGUCGUUGCGUCUGUUUGAACCCUCGACCACGUCUAGACGGGAAAGCAAGGAUCGACAUAGCAAUCCCCAGUCUGAAAAAUCACAUAAUCGUCAUGACAAACGCAACGGGUCAGAUCGUCUUCGACGAUCCUCCCUUUCCAAAAACACGGGUUCUGCGUUAACGACGGGCGGACCCGCGGAGACGUCGAAGACAACAACAGCCACUUAUAUUCCGCAUCACCCUUCGUCUUCUGCGCUUCUUCUCCAUCCGGCAGUCCCCUCCACACCCGUUUCUAGUCGACAUUUGCGAACCCUUCCUCAUGAUGAUGACCUUCAUGACACCAAAGAGCAUCCCCCGUCUCACCAAACUCGCCGCUCCUCUAUUUCAUCUGCCUCUUCCGCCUCCUCCUAUUCCGUUUCCUCUUCAGCCGUCACCUCUGCGUCUACGUCGUUUGACAACGAGAAUCCUUUUUUUAACUGGGAUGAAGAUUUCCCCAUAACCGUUCAACUCGAACCAUUUAAGCAUCAGGUUGGUGGUCAUACUGCCUUUUUUCGCUUUUCUAAGCGAGCCGUAUGCAAACCAUUAACUCGGAAUGAGAACUCAUUUUACGAAACCAUCGAACAACGAUACCCGGCCCUGCUUCCUUUCAUUCCCCGGUACAUUGGUGUGCUCAAUGUCACGCAUACAUUCACAGAUACGGAAGAAGCCAAUGCUGAGCAAGGCGCUGCACAAGCACGAGGCAGAGCGUCUGAUGCUACUAAUUCAAAUCAGAGUGAUGAGGUUAAACGGAUUGUAUCGCACCGUUCAUUCGAUUACAUUCCAGAGGUGAGUGUUGAACAGAAUCGACAUAUAUUUCCUGAGUGGAUGUUUCACCAUCAUCAUCAUCAUCAUUGCUGUAGUGAUUCAAGUGAAGGGGAUCAUUCGCCGUCUGUGGGUUAUCAUAAAUCUUCGUCCAUGUCUGGACUCGACUCUGGAAGCGAACGACCUUUUACGGAUUCGCAAAUGGAAAAGCAAAGAAAUUGGGGUACUACUGUUAUUAAUCGAAAGCUCAGGGAGCAAGUUUUACGUGAAGUGUUUGCUCCCAGACGUACACGGAGAAAUGGAAACUCAGAUUGUCGUUGUCGACGCUGUCACCAUCAUCGCCAUGUACGCCCUCCUGUGUACCGCGAACAAACAAUAUCUGUGGGAAGCCAAAACCACGAAGUUCAUCGGAAGAACAGGAUUGAAAGUGAGGAAAUGAACAUGCCAUUACCAAAAUUGUCAUCAAGUGUUGGUCGUAAUGCAACAUCUAUACCAAUGGAAGAAACGGAUGAAGAGACGGGUGGCCUGUCUGAUUCUCAUGCACAUACUCGAUGCCGUCGAUACUCUUCUGAUGCUGUAUGGGAGGAUCAGGACGCCGAUGAUUAUCCUUCUUUAUCUGAGCGCGUGGCACAAUUGCCUUCGUACCGACGUAGUUCCAAGCAAGAGGCGCCCGUGAUUACAGACGAUCAAGACACAAUGUUUGACAUGGAUACUGAGACUGUUUACGGUGGGGAUGUUCCUCCUCCGCUUGAGUCGCCGAAGCUUCCUCAAGAACCUAUUGCGUCCAAACAAUUGAGUGUCCCCGAGAGUCUGGAACAUAAAGUGGCACCUACAAAAGCCAAACCAAUUCACCCAUCGUCAUCGUUGGCCGCUGAUGAGUCGGCGCAGGUACAUGCGCAGACGAAACGAACUCAGAUCGAACGUUACAUUGUCAUUGAGGAUUUGACUAGUGGAAUGAAGCGUCCUUGUGUACUUGAUUUAAAGAUGGGCACACGUCAGUACGGCAUUAUGGCGAAUGAAAAGAAACGUGCUUCACAGAGCAAGAAGUGUGCUAUGACUACUUCUAGGGAACUCGGAGUUCGGAUAUGUGGAAUGCAAGUUUGGCAUAGGCAAGCUGGCUCGUAUACUUUUGAGGAUAAAUACGCUGGUCGUGACAUAAAAGCAGGAGAAGAAUUUCAACAGGCGCUCAUGCGAUUCUUAGGAAAAGGUGAAUCAGACGAAGGAAAUGAAAACGUUCAAGUCCACCACAUUCCAGUUAUCUUACGUAAACUCAGAGAAUUGGAACGUAUCAUUCGUUCGUUGAAGGGAUCUCGGCUAUAUGCAAGUUCCUUGCUCUUCAUUUACGACGGUGAACCACCAAACGAGUCUUCUGACGAUGAUGAGCAUAGAGUUCGUGAAAUUGAUAUCCGAAUUGUCGAUUUUGCAAAUUGUGUAUUUGCUGAGGAUAAGGAAGCACUUGCUAAAGCAACAUGUCCUCCACAGCAUAGAACUGCACACGAUCGUGGUUAUGUUCGCGGUUUGAGAACAUUGCGCUUGUACUUUCAAAAAAUUUGGCGUCAAGAAAUGGAACACAGCAUUUACGAGCACGGCCAUGGUGCAGAAUUUAGUCAUGACAGUUUUGAUGAAUGUUUCGAUGUAUUUCCUGAAGGUCUGGAUGAUUCUCAGGAUAGUGAAGUUUCCAUUUAACAGCGCAAACUUAUCUAUUGCUUUUUUUCCCUUUGCUGCUGAUGUGCUUUUGGAAUUGGUCUUCUCAAAAAACGUGUUUGAGUUUGGCAAGCUUAAUCGGCUUACGUUCGGUUUUGUCUCAUAUAGCUCUCUUUCCUUUUCGCUCUUUCUUUUCCUCUCUUUCUCUCUUUCAUCCCUUCAUUAAAAAUACAGUUGAUGGUCUAGUUGUUAUUAUCUUCGGGUCCGACAAAUCUCUAGAAACCUUUUGUUCGUCGUUUUCUCUUUUUGGGUUGGGAAUUGUGCUUUUAUAUUCAUAGUCAUUUCCCAAGAACUCUAUCUACUUCAUUUACCUAAUCGUAGACAUUAAUAUAGCUUUCACGAUGGUAUUUAAUUGUUCACAUAUUCAUUGUAGUCCAUUCAUAAUUUCUUCUUCCUCGUAGAUAGUGAUACUGA